This is a messenger RNA of Psylliodes chrysocephalus, 2791 nucleotides long. Lineage: Eukaryota; Metazoa; Arthropoda; Insecta; Coleoptera; Chrysomelidae. The record is from the annotation of a GenBank genome assembly.
CGAGUGUUUACGGGAUUCCAGUCCAAUGUUAGCUCUUAUUUGGGUUGAGCCGUUCAUCGAUCCCCUUGCGCACGUCUCUCCACUCUCGAGGUCUUUUCGAGUAAAGAAAAGCGGAUUUUCCGAUUUGGACAACAACUUUAGAUGAAAAUGAGCCGAUGCUCAUUGUUGUGUGAAGUGUCGCACGAUAAUGACGCUUUGUUUAUGCUUAUUGACCGUGAACGGGAAGUGAAAUUGAAUUAGGUAACUCCGGUUGGUUAUAACCUACAAAAUGAGCAGUGUUGUAAAAUAUAUCCUUGCACCUGUAAUAAUUAAAGCUUAAAUCGAAAAUAAAAAAAAAUGAGCGAUCAUUCUAAAACGCCAAAUGCGUGGCAAGAAGUUAGUGCUAAUAAUGGAAUUGUCAAUUCAAGAUACCAAGUGCCUGAGAAAAUGAAUUCCCGAAAUGCCGUAGUGGAAAUUUCAAGGACAGGAACCAAAACCGUCGUAGUGCCUAGGUCCAGACCUGAUAAAGAAAAGUUUUUAGUUAUCUUAAUAAUAGCUCUUCUCCUGUUUUGUGGGAUGCUUAUGAUAAUGGUUUUUACUAGGAAAAAUCAAUCUUGUACGGUCAAGAAGAAAAAUGUCUGUUUAACCGAGGAAUGUGUACGGACAGCAUCAUCAUUAUUAGCAGCUAUGGAUCACGGUGUCGAUCCAUGCGUGGACUUUUUCCAGUACGCAUGUGGAACGUGGAACAAAAUCCAUUUAAUACCGGAAGAUAAAAGUUCCAUUAGUACGUUUGAAGUAAUGGCAGAUCAACUACAAAUCGUUCUUAAAGGUGUCUUGGAAGAACCAAUAAACAUGAAAGACAAUGACGCCACCAGAAAGGUUAAAAUUUUUUACAGCAGUUGUAUGGAUUUACAGGGUAUAAGGAAAACUGGCGAUACACCCAUCAGAGAGGUAUUAAAUCAACUAGGAGGCUGGCCGGUGAUAAAAGAAAAUUGGCAAAGUCCUUCGUUUUCCAUUGAAGUUCUAAUAGGUUUGAUAAGAGGAUUCUAUAACGAAGGACUCCUCAUAGAGCAAUGGGUGGGACCUGAUGAUAAAAACAGUUCUGUGAAUAUUAUUCAGAUGGAUCAAUCAGUAUUAGCUCUACCAAGUAGAGAUUAUUAUUUGAAAUCUAGCAGUAAAGGAGACUUACAAGCAUAUCACAAAUAUAUGACUAAUGUAGCGAUACUAUUAGGUGCAAACGCUACCUCUGCUGGGGCAGAACUUCAAAAAGUGCUAGAAUUCGAACAACAACUGGCUAAUGCCUCGCUUCCAGAACAAGACAGGCACGAUACUAGUGCUAUUUACAAAAAAAUAUCUAUCAGAGAAUUGGCCAAACAAGUUCCGCAAAUCAAUUGGUUGGAAUAUUUUAGAGCAAUAUUCGACAUACACAUUAGCGAAGAUGAACUAAUUGUGGCUUACGGUCUUUCCUAUUUUGUGGAACUAGGGAAAAUUUUAUCCAUUACCGACAGAAGAACCAUACAUAAUUACGUUUUGUGGCGUCUGGUGAUGUCUCUUUCAUCGCAUUUGGUGGACGAUUAUCAAAAAGAGCGAGUAGAAUUUAGGAAAAUUUUGCAAGGUGUUUUGUCCGAAAGACAUAGAUGGGCACAAUGUGUCGAAUGGACCAAUAAGAAAAUGGGUAUGGCUGUCGGUGCCUUAUACAUUAGGGACAAUUUUAAUCUUUUAAGUAAGGAAACCGCUUUAGAGAUGAUUCGCACCAUCAGAGAAGCUUUCAACGAACUACUUGCCGAAAAUCAUUGGAUGGACGACGAAACAAGAACAGUUGCCAAAGAGAAAGCUGAUACGAUGAACGAAAGAAUCGGUUAUCCCAAGUUAGUUACCGACAAAGAGGCGCUUUGUAAAGAAUACGAAGGGCUCAACCUUACAAAACACGAGUUCAUGUUAAACGUAUUGAAAAUUUUAAAAUUCGAAGCCAAACAGAAUUUGGAGAAGCUUCGCAAAGAGGUGGACAAAGAAAAGUGGUCAACUGAACCAGCGGUGGUGAACGCGUUUUACAAUCCGAAUAAAAACGAUAUUGUUUUUCCGGCUGGAAUAUUGCAACCUUUAUUUUAUAGCCAGCAUUUUCCAAAAUCGUUAAACUACGGCGGCAUUGGCGUUGUUAUUGGACAUGAGAUUACGCAUGGAUUUGAUGAUAAAGGUAGACAGUUCGACAAACAUGGCAACAUGAUGCAAUGGUGGAAUAAUGCUACAAUCAAAGCUUUCAGAGAAAGAACGCAGUGCAUUAUCGAUCAAUAUUCCAGAUAUAAAAUUGACGAAGUUGGUCUUUACAUUAACGGAAGAAUGACUCAAGGAGAAAAUAUCGCCGACAACGGAGGAUUAAAGCAAUCUUUUAGGGCGUAUAAAAAAUGGGUCGCCCAGCAUGGAGAAGAAUUCGAUCUACCUGGUUUAAAUUUAACCCAUGAUCAACUGUUUUUCCUCAAUUACGCUCAAAUUUGGUGUGGAUCGAUGAGGCCAGAAGAUGCUUUGACAAAAAUAAGAUCCAGCGUACAUUCUCCGGGUCCCGUAAGAGUUUUAGGCCCAUUAUCCAACUCUAAAGACUUUGCACAAGCUUAUAGAUGCCCCGUCGGAUCUCCUAUGAACCCUACAGACAAGUGUAGUGUAUGGUGAAGAAUGUAUAUUGAAAAUAUGCACAACUAUCAGUGCCUCGUUAUUAUAAUAAUAAUAAUAAUUACAAAUACAGAAUAUUCAAAUGUGUACUUCUUUGUCUCAUUUUUAACUUACCUAAUUAUUAAGAACAUGCAUUAAUAAUUAAAAC